Pseudomyrmex gracilis is the source of this 4785-nucleotide messenger RNA. RefSeq names its product retinoic acid receptor RXR (gene Usp). Gene Ontology annotation, molecular function: RNA polymerase II cis-regulatory region sequence-specific DNA binding; zinc ion binding; nuclear receptor activity. The transcript has 7 exons. Lineage: Eukaryota; Metazoa; Arthropoda; Insecta; Hymenoptera; Formicidae. The record is from RefSeq and is a predicted model, not a curated record. The coding region runs from base 2274 to 3557 and encodes 427 amino acids. Gene Ontology annotation, biological process: anatomical structure development; positive regulation of transcription by RNA polymerase II; cellular response to ecdysone. Gene Ontology annotation, cellular component: activator ecdysone receptor complex; nucleus.
AUUGAAAAAAUAUUGAUUUUUUGCGGAGAUAUUCGAUUUUAAAGUCGCGUAAAUCUCACAGACCCAGUCUGUCCAACUAGUCGUCAUUUGUGAGGUCUGUCUACGAAGGAUUAAGCGCGACGGAUUAUAACAAGAGCGCAAUUAACGUAUCGUGUUGUGAUAUAGCAAUCUCUUGUAAGUUAAAUUAACUUUUUUACUUGUACUUUUUGAACAAAUGUUUAUCUUAAAUGUUAUAGUGAAAAAUGUCUUACACAGUUUACAUUAGAUAUUUUGUUUAGUGUAUAAUUCAGAUUGCGCGCGACUUUCUGUGACUUCGUAUAAUACUCGGUACAUAUCGAUCUGCCUUUUCGCUAUAGCGUCCUAACCCAGACGUAGUCUUUGCCGUUAACCUUGAACUUCAACCUCAGCAUUAGUAUUCGGUUGCGAAAGUUCACCGUUUCGUGAUUCACCUAGGAUUAAGAAUAAACGUUCGAACAAUGUAGAACAAACUAAUUUGAGACUAUAGAAUUCAAUUAAAGGAAUCUCAAUCUUUAAUCCGAGGAAUCAGAAAAUGUGAGUUCGAUUAAAAACAUUAAGAGCAAUUUAUGCUAAAGUUAACCUAAUCAUUUCCAGAGAUGUUUGCUUAUCAAAUUGAUUGACGCACGACAUAUCACACAAGUGCAAUAAAACCUGCACUCUAGCAGCGCUGCAUGUUGUCCGUACAUGUGUAUUUUGUUGCACUUGCCUUUGCAUUACGUAAGUCCACGGCAUGUCUCAGGACUCUUUAUACUCUGUUGUGUGAGUUGUCGUGUGGAUGUCGAUGGAGAGACAAGGCAAUCGCAUUUCCUACGUGCGUGUGUGGUCAAGGUCAUAAGCGCAUGCGUGCGAGUCGGCUCGUCGCCGGUUUUAUUUAGAGAUCGCGCGAUACAAUGCGAGAAACUGCAUAAAAGCUGGCGAUAAAUAGUUUUUAGAGACCCUCAUUGUUGAAGAAGACCGUCUUCAAUUGUCUAAUCUGAAGAAAUCAAACCGACGAUGCUUUUUUAUAAUAAUGUUGUUGACGCGAUCUUGCUUUGCAGGACGGUAAUAUCGCGUUCGAUUACUUAAUAAAUACCGAGUUGUCACACGUGACAAUUUUAUUUUGAUUAUUUACGAAGCGAAAUUUUGUUCAUUGUGUUUAUGCGCUCGUCAUCAAGAGUUUUGUGAAUAAACAACAAUCGCUCGUGCACGCGCAGACAUUUUUUGAAAUCUUUGAUCUCUCACGUGGAGAAUACAUUUCUUUCUGUGUCUGGAAUAUUUUUAUCUUCCACAAUCGCGCGAAAAAAGAGCAAAAUAAAUUAUUAUAUCAAAAAAAGCGAGAUUUAUGUCGAGUAUCUCUCACUUCGCAUUAUCUCUCUCUCUCUCACUCUGCGAACGAAAACGACAGUAUUCGGAGAAAAAUAACCAACAUGCCGCGUACUUUUUGCGAAUUUCUUCAACAGCCGCUUUUUUUCUCAAGCGCGCGACUGCGGGAUCGAGUCGGCACAUUUGUCUUCGCGUCUAUUCCCGAUAUCCCGCAGGAGACGCUGAGGGAAUGGAAAGGAUUCCCGAGGGAAGCGCGCGUCUGUGUUCUAUCUCUCUUCUCGCCACCCACUCCUGAAUUUCUGACGGGUUCUCGACCGGCGGCGACCUUCGCGAAAGCAAGACUUCUCUUCGUUCAUCGGAACGAGCUUUAUCCUCGCGUAUUUCUCCAACACGCAAAAAACGUAAAAUAUGACUGUCUGCUUCACGACGGACUUCUGAUUCGCCGUUUAAACGCGUGUUUAUAUAUCGCACUUUUCGCUCGUCUCGCAUAUCGAGCUAGUCGAAUACGUUCAACUUGCGCGAGAUAUAACUCGAGCACAACUAAUAAAAUUCGGAACAGGAUUUUAACUUGGUUUGAUCGUAUCUACAUAUACAAAGUAGCUAAGUAACUGGUCGCGCGAUCGAUCACGAACGAACCAAAGAAGUGCAGUGAGCAACCAUACCAAAUCGAUACCAAAAGAGACGGAGUUUUUAAUUUGUGCGAGGGAAAGAGAGAGAGAAAGAAAGAGAAAGGACAAGGUGGAAAGAAAAGAACUUUCGCGCGAGAUGACACGGCGAGGACGUGGCGGGAUUUACGUUUAAAAGAUCGAAAAAUAACAACUGAAGGAGAACAAAGUUUACGGGGUGGCGUGCCUCGGGAGUGUGUGUGAGGAAGUGCGUGAAAUAAAACAGUCGGCGAAAUAAAUCUAUUCACGGUGUCGAGUGAAAGUAAAACGGGCAAGCAGCCAGGCAAGAUGAUGAAAAAGGAGAAACCGAUGAUGUCGGUAACGGCCAUCAUCCAGGGGACUCAGGCCCAAUGCUGGGCAUCACGUAACAGCUCCUGGCUGAGUCUAGAAAACAGCAAUAUGUCAAUGUCAUCGGUAGGCCCACAAAGUCCCCUCGAUAUGAAACCAGAUACGGCGCUUAUCAAUCCGGGAAAUUUCAGUCCAUCAGGUCCUAACAGUCCAGGACCCUUCAAUGCUGGUUGUCACAGCAACCUCCUGAGCACAUCGCCCAGCGGUCAGAGUAAAACAGUCACGUCUUAUCCGCCGAAUCACCCUUUGUCGGGCAGCAAACACUUAUGUUCGAUUUGUGGCGACCGUGCGAGCGGGAAACACUAUGGCGUUUAUAGCUGCGAAGGAUGCAAAGGAUUCUUUAAGAGGACAGUGCGUAAAGAUCUUUCGUACGCCUGUCGCGAGGAGAAGUCGUGCAUCAUCGACAAGCGGCAGAGAAAUCGUUGUCAGUACUGCCGGUACCAGAAAUGUUUGGCAAUGGGAAUGAAGAGGGAAGCGGUGCAAGAAGAACGUCAACGCACCAAAGAACGGGAUCAGAACGAAGUAGAGAGCACAAGCAAUAUAGAUAUGCCAAUCGAACGCAUCCUCGAGGCAGAGAAACGAGUCGAAUGUAAGGUGGAGAAUCAAGACGCUUAUGAGAACGCUGUAUCCCAUAUUUGCAACGCCACGAACAACCAGCUGUUCCAGCUUGUGGCAUGGGCCAAGCACAUCCCGCACUUCACAUCAUUACCAUUAGAAGAUCAGGUGCUUCUACUGAGGGCAGGCUGGAACGAGCUGUUGAUAGCUGCAUUCUCCCACCGUUCAAUCGAUGUGAAGGACUGUAUCGUCUUAGCGUCGGGCACCACAGUGCAGAAAGAUUCGCAAACUGCAAAAGAAUCAGGCGAUCUACACACAAUAUUCGAUCGCGUGAUUACGGAAUUGGUAUCGAAAAUGCGUGAAAUGAAGAUGGACAAGACCGAACUAGGAUGUCUCAGGUCUAUUAUUCUUUUCAACCCCGAUGUGCGAGGCCUCAAAGAACCAAAAUAUGUCAACUCGCUGCGUGAAAAAAUUUACGCCGCUUUGGAGGACUACACCCGCAUGACUUCACAAGACCCGGGCAGGUUUGCCAAGUUGCUGCUUCGUCUGCCGUCUAUACGUUCGAUCGGUCUUAAGUGCCUGGAGUAUCUAUUCUUCUUCAAGUUAUCUACCAACGAGCAAAUCGACGAAUUUCUUAUGGAAAUGCUGGAAUCACCCUCGGAUCCUUAGGAGCAGAAGGUGUGCCGCCUUCUGGGGCACACCGACUUGUAAAAAAGAAGAUAAAGAAGAAGAAGAUGAGAUAAAAGAAAACAAGAGCCCGCAUUCGAGUCGAGUUUCGCAUUCGAGAUGCAACGAUUUCUAUACUGUGUCACUUCUUCUAUACGUCACAGUAUAGAUUAUCUGCGCGUCGAGCGAGAUGGAAUUUACUUACUUUUCUUCAUAUAUAUAUAUAUAUAUGAAUAUAUAUAUAUAUAUACUUCAUUUUUUUCCUUCUCUAUCUCCCAUUCCCUCCUUUCUAUUUUUGUUUUACCGACUUUCAUGUCCAGUGUAAAAAGGCGGUCUUUAUCAGUGGAUUCACAUACAACCGAAACGUGCACGACGCAACAUAUUCAUGGAGUAGACAUAAAUACGAUUGCUUGAUAGCUUCAGUGUCUGUUUUUACAGAAAACUACAACUCUAUAGUACACAACUUUACUAUAGAGUAUAUACUACAACUCUAAAGUUGUGUAUAAAAAUAUUGUUAACAACAAUCGCUGCCUCUUUAACCUGUGACAUGUGCCAUCAUUCGACUGAAGAUUGUGUUUCACACAAUCUUUCGUGCUGACAAUCGAUUAUUGUUUCGGACAAACAUCGCGUCUUCGUCGGAUCGCGCUUUUCACACAGUCACUGAAGUUCCUAGAAUGAUUAAGUUUUUUUUUUCUAUUUUUGCACUUUGUUAUUCUUUGAUUUCUUUCUCUCUUCGUCUCUUCUUCUCUUUCAAUAAUAUAUCAUAUGGAUCGUUUUACAGAUCAAUCAUCGUUUUUCACAGGCACGACGAAGACGCGGUUUAUAUAUGUAUGUAUGUGUGCUCGCGCGAAUUCUCGGACAUCUUUACAUUCCAACUCUGCCUCGAUUCGAAUCGUUACUUUACAAAGCCGCUAUUUGCAUAUAGAUAUGUAUACACUUGCAUCAAUGCGUAAAAUUCAUUACGCAAAUUUAACGAUAAUUUAUUAUUUUGUAUUUUAGAAUUUAGGAUUAAAAAAAUGAACUUACUAAUUCAUUAAUAAUUAUACACUAAAUAUGCAAAGUAGAGCCCUUUUUUAUGCAGCAUGUGUCCAUAAAAUGAAACAUUAGUACUGCAAUAAUCUAAUGUCGGAGAGCGUACAAAAACAAAAAUAUUUUAUAUUCAAGGUGUUAGGGUUUUCUGUUUAUUUGUUUUAAUAACACUUACGCUUGGAUAUAUAUCCGGAUAUAUAUA